Molecule: messenger RNA, 983 nt
Organism: Trichoderma harzianum CBS 226.95
Lineage: Eukaryota; Fungi; Ascomycota; Sordariomycetes; Hypocreales; Hypocreaceae
Exons: 3
Coding region: 220-711 (163 amino acids)
Source: RefSeq, a predicted model, not a curated record
GAGAGAGAGAGGUGAGAUGCCUCUGCAGCACUGAUGCUGGUUGUUUGGUUUGACUUGUAACAGACAGCUGACAGGAUAUUUUCUAAUACUACGUGGAAGAAUCCUGAAUAUAGAGCCGCAGUCUCUCUCUCCUUGUGGCAGCAAACGGCUCAGAGCUGUAUUAAUCUGGCAUACAUUUUGGUUUACAUUUGCAUUUGCAAGCAAGUCACAUUCACAGCCAUGUUCUCACGAUCACUCGCCUCUAGCUUCCUGCGGCAAGCUGCUCGCCCAGCAGCAGCAGCAUCUCGAGCUCCCCUAUCGGCCUUCCGCGCCCCCGUCGCCCCCCUGACGCCCUUCCAGAUCCGUCUCCUGUCCGACACGACGCGGACCGCCAUCGACAAGGCCAUCGCCUCGGCGCCCGUCGUGCUCUUCAUGAAGGGCACGCCCGAGACGCCCCAGUGCGGCUUCUCGCGCGCCGUCAUCCAGAUCCUCGGCAUCCAGGGCGUCAGCCCCGAAAAGUUCGCCGCCUUCAACGUGCUCGAGGACCCGGAGCUGCGGGCGGGCAUCAAGGAGUACUCGGACUGGCCGACGAUCCCGCAGCUGUACGUCGACAAGCAGUUUGUGGGCGGGUGCGAUAUUCUGGUUUCCAUGCACCAGAACGGCGAUUUGCAGAAGCUGUUUGAGGAGCAGAAGGUCUUGGUGGAGGGGGAGGAGGGUGAGAAGAAGGAGUAGAGGAAAAGUCAAAGAAAAGGACGGUCGAUAUACGAAACAAGUGUACGAUAUACGAUGGGUGGCGUUGUAUGAAGAAGGGCUAGCAAAAUACACAUGAUGCAUGACAUACGACACUCUGUAUGUUCCAACUUCAACGAGGGUUGAGGCAAGCUCGCACUCUGGCACUCUGGCCUUGUUAUCCGUGCUUUAUUUUUUGUCUAUAUCAUAUCUGUCUCACAAUGGGUAUGCUGCUCCAUCUGCUCUCAUGUCACUGCCUGCCGACCAGAUGGGAG